UAGUAAGAUGGCUGCACAUGCGGCAUCGGCGGUUUCCUGUCGCUUGGCAUUGUGGGAACUAUAAUGGUGGCUUCCACAGUUUGAAGACUGUCAGUUGGUGAUGAUGAUAAGACGUUUGUUGUUCAGACUGAAGCCUGCAACGUGGAAGCAGUGUCUCCAUGAGAUUCAUACUCUGAGAUGGAGAGAUACUCAUGAUCUGCAGCUACGCUCAAGUCUGGUUACCUGGGGGCAAAGCUGGUUACCUGGGAGCAUCAACAAAUUCAACCUGCCACUUAAUAGGCUUUUAGCAACUAAAAGGCAAGAUAAGUGUAAGAUUGCUCCAAAGAAGCAAAAGCAAGUGAAAAAAGAAGUGGAGAUAAAGCAAAAGAUGACUGUCACUGAACUUGCAGAAGCAAUGGAUAAAGAUAUAGAUCAUGUAUUUGAGGCUCUACUCCACACAAAUAUUGACAUAGACUCCAUUGAACAGGAUUUGCUCUUAGAUGAAAAAUGGAUUAAAGAGGUUAUAAAGAAAUCUGGAAUGAAAUUUAAGUGGGCAAAACUUGCAGAAGAAAAAGUGAAAGAAAAUAAAGAUGCGGUGAGGAGGCCACCUUCAGAUCCAGUUAUGUUGGUUCCCAGGUCACCAGUGGUUACUAUAAUGGGUCAUGUUGAUCAUGGAAAAACAACGUUACUUGACUGUUUGAGGAAAACCCAGGUUGCUACUAUGGAAGCAGGAGGUAUCACUCAACAUAUUGGAGCAUUUCUUGUGCACUUACCAUCUGGUGAAAAGAUAACCUUUCUAGAUACACCAGGCCAUGCUGCCUUUUCCGCAAUGAGAGCCCGUGGUGCUAAUGUGACGGACAUUGUGAUACUAGUGGUUGCUGCAGAUGAUGGAGUAAUGGAGCAAACCGUAGAAUCAAUUCAACAUGCUAAAAAUGCUAAUGUUCCAAUAAUUCUUGCAGUAAACAAAUGUGACAAACCAGAAUCAAAUCAUGAAAAAGUAAAAAAGGAGUUGUUAGCUUAUGAUGUGAUUUGUGAAGAAUAUGGUGGUGAUGUUCAGUCCAUAAAUAUAUCAGCCCUUAAGGGAGACAAUUUGAUGGCUUUAGCUGAGGCUGCUAUUGCUUUGUCGGAAAUGUUGGAGUUGAAAGCUGAUUGUACAGGACCUGUUGAGGGUGUUGUUAUUGAAUGUCGGAAUGAUAAAGGAAAGGGACCAGUCACCACAGCUAUUAUCCAACGUGGAACGUUAACGAAAGGUUGUAUCCUGGUGGCAGGGAAGAGUUGGGCUAAAGUACGGUUAAUGUUUGAUGAGAAUAACAAGCCAAUGAAAGCUGCUGAACCAAGUACCCCAGUGGAGAUAAUUGGUUGGAAGGAACUUCCAUCUGCUGGAGAUGAAAUUCUUGAAGUGGAAUCAGAGCAAAGGGCCAGAGAGGUGUUAGAUUGGAGGAAGUAUGUUGAGACACAAGAAAAACUUAAACAAGACCUUGAGGUGAUUGAAGCAAAACAGAAGGAACACCAGGAAAUGUACAAGAAGGAACGGGAGAGCUUUACUAGCAUGAGCUGGAGACGGAGAAAAUCGGCUAUGUACAAGGCCAAUAAACAUCUAAUGGCAACAAGGCCUAAAGAAAGGACUGAGACUGAUGAGCUUUCACUUCCAAUAAUAAUAAAAGGUGAUGUUGAUGGUUCUGUAGAGGCCAUUCUAAACAUCCUUGAUAGUUAUGAUGCUGAUGAACAGUGUAAACUCAAAGUGAUUCACUUUGGUGUUGGAGAUAUCAGUGAAAAUGAUAUUGUUUCAGCAGAGAUUUUUUCAGGUCUUGUGUUUGGUUUUAAUGUAAAUGCAAGCAAAGAAGUACAACAGAUGGCUACCAAGAAAGGAAUAAAAAUCAAAUUGCAUAAGGUUAUCUAUAAACUCAUUGAUGACCUCAAGGAUGAACUGAGUGAUAAGUUGCCACCAGAUCUUGAAGAAAGUAUAAUAGGAGAAGCAUCAGUGUUGGCACUCUUCCAUGUAACAAUAGGUAAAACAAAGGUUCCUGUAGCAGGGUGCAGAGUCCAGAAGGGUCAGUUGCACAGAAAGAUGAAGUUUAAGCUCAUCCGUGAUGGAAAUAUUUUGUGGAAGGGUUUUCUCACCUCUCUCAAACAUCUGAAGGACGAUGUCCCAGUUGUGAAGACAGGGAUGGAAUGUGGCCUCAGCUUGGAUAAAGACCUUAAUUUUAAGCUUGGUGAUGAAAUUAUUUGUUAUGAAGAAAAACAAAUUCAGCAAAAAAUAUCUUGGGAUCCAGGAUUUUAAACUUGAUUACUACAAGAGCCUAAGAAUUUUUAAAUUGAAUUAAAUUGCACUGUUAAUAUAAAGACCAGUGAAAUGACCAAAUGGAAGAUUUGAUAAUGAUGUAUUCAGCUUUUUGUUUAGAAAACUGGCCAACAUGAAAUGUGUCUAAGUUUUUCAUUGGGAACUACUUUGAAGGAUGGUGAAGGUUAAUUCAGUGGAUCCACGCAGACACCAUUUUGAAUGUAACAAGAUCCUUGAAGUUACUGUCUGGUAUGAAUAUUGCAAAGUCUUGCUACGGCCUGGAGAGUUUUAAAGCCACAAUUUGAAAUGUUCUUCAUAUAAUGUUGUGUGCAUUUUUGCUCCCUGGUGCCAGGUUAAACAUUAAUUAGCAAUGAAACAUAACAAAAAGAGGCUAAAUAUGAAUCUAGAUACCAAUGAUAUAUCUGGUAAUGUACAUGAUGUAAUUGUCUCCUUUGUGCUUUUCCAUUGAAGGAAUGUUGUUGGCCAUUGGCAGUAUUCAACAUAAAGUAUUUGGCUCAGAAUCCCAAUGGUAUUGAAGAACAAGAUUUUCACAAGACUCAACUGCAAUUGAAUCUCCAUUUAUAACUAGCAGUAUGCAAAAUAAAGGAGUAGUACUUGCAGUUACAGGUCUUCCUUGGAAUUUAAAAAUGGUUAUAGCAAACAAAGAUUCAACUAAGCUUGUUAAAAAAAAUUCAUAUACUUCCAGUAGAUUUAGAUACUGAAUCUAAUUUUAAAUAUCAAAUGGAAAGAACCUUAUAAUUGCAAAAUUGUUUUCUCCACUUUGUGUCUUUGAGUUGGUCUGAAAAUUAGAUACAAGUUGAAGUAACUGUAGGGUGCUUGAGCACGUUAUGGUGAUGGAAGGCACAAUAGGAUUUCAUUCUGGGACUAUUUAGCAUUGAUAUGGGUAUAAUAAUUUAUUAAGAUUAUUGCCAAAGAAUUGAAAAUGAUAGAGACAUAAUCACACUUCUGCGUUGGAAUACUGAGACUGUAAUAAGUCCAAAAGCAGAGGGCGUAGGUUUAAGGUGAGAAGGGAAACUUGUAAAAGGGGAGAGGUUCCUUGUGGUUUUCUAUUGGAGAGGUUAAUUAUGUAAAAAUUAUUAAGAGCCAACACUGAUAAAAUAAUGUAUCAAUAUAGUCUGGUAACAUAAUUUAUACAUGAAAAAGUGCAUGAAUGCUUUGUUACAGAAUGCAAAUCCAACUGUAUCCUGUUGCAGAUCCUUGCAAUCAAUUACAAGUGUAACCCUCUAACGCCUGCUUGCCAUUUGGGCAUUCCUGAAAACUACUGUGAUCAUGUAAAUUGAGGAAUGUGUAUCAAAUCAGAUGAAGAUAAUAGAGCUUGAAUUAUUUCUCAAUUACUUUAGUCUUUCGAUAACCUACCUGGUAAUCAGCCAUAGUCAAAUGUAACUCCACAAUGGUUACUUUGCUCAAAAUUCAGUCAUUUUAGCAUCUAUUUUUAUAGAUUUGGCUAACUUCAUUAAUUAUUUUUAGAUCUGCAAUUUACAGCAUUGGGAAAAAGACCAGCAGAUGACACUAUAAAAUACAAAAUGGUCAAUGUGAUGUACUUUGAGAGUGACAGGGUAAGAAAGCCCCAUGUUUGCAUAUGUUUUCUGUUUAUGAAAGUACUUAUCUUGCAUACAAGUAGUCAGCUAAAUUGUACUUAAAACAGGAAAGCAUUUUUUGAUAGAGGCAGUAAAUCCAAGUAACCCAAUGGACUAGCAAAGAAUGAAAUGGAAACAGCAAUGGUGACUGCAGUAUCUUUGUUUUCUUUUACCCCACCCAAGCUCCAAAAAGAUAUAUUUUAUACAUCAAUAAUUUGAGUUCUGGAUUUCAAAACAGAGGCAGAAGGAUGUGGGUCAGAUCUGCGAAGGUCAUUUCUUUAAACAAUUUAAAAAGUCAAUUGAACAGUGUCCAAAAUGCAUCAAUUCCAAGAAGACAUGUGACUGCAGUCAGAUUCCUUGGAGAAUCCUUCUGGCAUUAAUGGAUUGAGUGUUUAUAUUGCUGACAAAAGGCUGAAAAACCACAGUUUAGUUUUGACUUCAGAAAAGAAGAUUCAAGGUUAUUGUUCAGAAGGGAGAAAAGUUUCUCCUAGGAGGUACAUCACGCAUCUUUUCGAGGGAGCCAGUCACUCUAACCAAAGUGUUUUCAUGUGAACUUCCAAGUUACUUUGAAUAGAAACUUUCUUGGAGCUGAAAAUAUUCAUGGGGAAGGAUGUUGUGAAACUUGAAAGGGUUCAGAAAAGAUUUACAAGGAUGUUGCCAAGGUUGGAGCAUUUGAGCU
This is a messenger RNA of Chiloscyllium plagiosum (whitespotted bambooshark), 4537 nucleotides long. RefSeq names its product mitochondrial translational initiation factor 2 (gene mtif2). Gene Ontology annotation, biological process: translational initiation. The record is from RefSeq and is a predicted model, not a curated record. Gene Ontology annotation, molecular function: translation initiation factor activity; GTPase activity; GTP binding. NCBI's taxonomy places the organism in Eukaryota, Metazoa, Chordata, Chondrichthyes, Orectolobiformes, Hemiscylliidae. Gene Ontology annotation, cellular component: cytoplasm.